Lottia gigantea (owl limpet) is the source of this 558-nucleotide messenger RNA. RefSeq lists its product as hypothetical. Gene Ontology annotation, molecular function: protein binding. The record is from RefSeq and is a predicted model, not a curated record. The annotation marks the transcript as partial. NCBI's taxonomy places the organism in Eukaryota, Metazoa, Mollusca, Gastropoda, Lottiidae. The transcript is spliced from 4 exons. Gene Ontology annotation, biological process: neuromuscular synaptic transmission.
UAUUCAGGACAUGAUGACUAUGAUGAUGUCGAUUCCAUAUCAGGGGAAAUAAAUCCACCUAUUGAUGAUAAUCAAGUUCGAUUAUUUGUAGCAUUAUUUGAUUACGAUCCUUCCAUUAUGUCACCUAAUGUGGAUUUCAUUGAUGAAGAGUUACCAUUUAGAGAAGGACAAAUUAUAAAGAUCUAUGGUGAAAAAGAUGCUGAUGGUUUUUAUCGUGGUGAAUGUAAUAAUAGAGUUGGUUUUGUACCAUGUAAUAUGGUGUCACAAGUUAGUUUUGAUGAUCCUGAAAUUAUAGAUCAGCUAUUAAUAGAAACAUCUUCCCAACUGACACAAAACGGUCUCUCCUCUUCUGAUGGUGGAGGUAAAAAAAGGAUGGUAGCUUUGUAUGAUUAUGAUCCACAAGAAUUAUCACCUAAUGUUGAUUCUGAGAUUGAGCUAUCAUUUAAAGCGGGUGAUAUUAUCAAUAUAACGGGUGAAAUGGAUGAAGAUGGUUUCUAUGUGGGUGAAAUGAAUGGUGUACGAGGUUUCGUACCUUCUAAUUUCCUACAAGAAGCUCCA